Molecule: messenger RNA, 1167 nt
Organism: Histoplasma mississippiense
Lineage: Eukaryota; Fungi; Ascomycota; Eurotiomycetes; Onygenales; Ajellomycetaceae
Exons: 1
Coding region: 1-1167 (388 amino acids)
Biological process (GO): double-strand break repair via homologous recombination
Cellular component (GO): cytoplasm; chromosome
Molecular function (GO): nucleic acid binding; ATP binding; 3'-5' DNA helicase activity
Source: RefSeq, a predicted model, not a curated record
AUGGCCAAGGGGGAUCGAAGAAAACGCGCAAGUCAGCUACAACAGCGGCUUCAAAAGCCAUCAUUAAAGCAAAUACUUUCAAUGAACAUUAAAGAUAUGCCACAACUUGUCAUGAGCUAUGCCGGACCAGAUAGUAUCGACAAGCAACAGGAUGUUAUUCAGUAUUGUCUUCAACAAAUACUUCAAGGCCCGCGUCCAGAUCCUGAGUGUACUCUUCAGCCACGCAUAGAACAAGUCCGUAUACUUCGGCGCAUGAUAUAUGGAUAUAGCGACACUUUAUUCAUUGCCAGAACUGGCUAUGGAAAGAGCCUUAUUCUUCAAUCCUAUACAAUUCUGACAGGAAAGAUAACCAUUCAACUGGUUCCUCUAAACAAGCUUGGUGAUCAGCAAACAAGAGAUAUAGCACGGUUUCCCGGUGCCAAUCCUUGUCUGGUCAGUGCUGAUAAUCUCCAGGGGCAAGAAGACUUACUCAAACGCAUUCAACAAGGUGAGUAUACACAUAUACUGCUCAGUCCAGAGCAAGCUCUUUGCAAGCGAUUUCAGCAUGUUCUUCAAGACCCUACUUUACAAGAAAAGAUUGGGCUUGUAGCUAUCGAUGAGUGUCAUCUUGUCACACAGUGGAGUCAAUUCCGUAGUCAGUUUGCCAGGCUGGGGCACCUGAGAUUGCUUCUUCGUGAGGAUAUUGUCUGGUUUGGCUGUUCCGCAACCCUCAGCAGUAAAGCUGAAGAUAUCAUUCUUCAAGAGGCUGGAUUUCGUUCUAUUGGUGUAAACCCACGGCAGACUCAGGUUAUUCGAACUUCCAUUAACCGUCCUGAUAUCUUUAUCGGCGUACAUCCGAUUCCACGCGGUAAACUUGUAUCCUAUGAUAUGUUAUAUUUUUUAUUGAACGAGGCCAUUGAUACAGAUGGAAAGAUCAUACCUCAACACAUUUUAAAGACCAUUGUCUUUAUUGACAGUCAUGUCAAGGUUCAACAAGCAGUGCAAUAUUUCCGAUCAAUACUUCUUCAGAUCUGUCAGAAUAACAGGCAGAAUGUCAACAAUACUGACACCUCUUUCAUCAAUGACACCAUUCAGCAUUUCACAUCUCGAGUGUCUGAAGUGGAUCAGAAUAUUCGCUUCGAGGAGUUCAUGAAACCUAAGUCAAUGGUAUCCAGAUCAGAAUCGUGA